ACUGCCGCACCACAAGGCCCAGCAACUGGGAGUAUGACAGGCACCACUGGGGUAGCCCCAGGCACAGCUGUUGGCCCUGGCACCUCCAACACAGGUAUAGUCUCCGGACGAACUGCGCCCCCUGAAAUUUAUAUCACGGAGGCCACAACUUCCAUUGGAGGAGGCGGGACCACGCAAGCAGGACUUCCAGGAGGGACCACGAGGCUUUCACCCGGAGCCAGCAGCGGCUCACAGAGUUCCAAGCCAGGCACCUCUGUCGCACCGGGGAGUCCAGCGACUGGAAGUGCAACAGGUGCUACACGGGGACACUCUGGGACAACCAUUCGACCUGGGAGUUCCCGCACUGAGGCCACGACGUUCACGGGAGGUAGCGGCGCCCCUGGAACUGGACCCAGACCCGAAACCACUGUCGCACCACAAGGCCCAGCAACUGGGAGUAUGACAGGCACCACUGGGGUAGCCCCAGGCACAGCUGUUGGCCCUGGCACCUCCAACACAGGUAUAGUCUCCGGACGAACUGCGCCCCCUGAAAUUUAUAUCACGGAGGCCACAACUUCCAUUGGAGGAGGCGGGACCACGCAAGCAGGACUUCCAGGAGGGACCACGAGGCUUUCACCCGGAGCCAGCAGCGGCUCACAGAGUUCCAAGCCAGGCACCUCUGUCGCACCGGGGAGUCCAGCGACUGGAAGUGCAACAGGUGCUACACGGGGACACUCUGGGACAACCAUUCGACCUGGGAGUUCCCGCACUGAGGCCACGACGUUCACGGGAGGUAGCGGCGCCCCUGGAACUGGACCCAGACCCGGUGAGAAAGGGUCCUUGCCGUGUGGGGUUUGCCGUUAAUGACGGCUCUUCUUA
Molecule: messenger RNA, 858 nt
Organism: Pteronotus mesoamericanus
Lineage: Eukaryota; Metazoa; Chordata; Mammalia; Chiroptera; Mormoopidae
Product: apomucin-like
Exons: 16
Coding region: 34-843 (269 amino acids)
Source: RefSeq, a predicted model, not a curated record